AUGCAAUUCGAUACAAAGAAACAUGCUUUCGAAGCAAAGCCAUUGAAUGAAGCAGAUAUAGUUGUUCUCGAGACUGGUACACUGUUUCCCUUCUCAAGAUGUCUCGCUUCAUUUUUGUUCUGUGUGGCUCAAGACGUGUCAAAACAAAGUACUAGGGUCAUUCUCUUGGAUGAGGUGGGGAAUUUUGGGAGUCAUCUAUAUUAUGGGCACAGUACCUGUCCAAAGUUCACCAAAAUUAUUAGAUUUGUUCAAGCAGCUGUUUCUCUUGCUGUUGUAAUACCUUGUUUGUUAGAGCUACAAGAGCAGCAUUAUGGAGUCAAGAAAGGAAUACCAACCCUUGUCAUGGCUGCUGCUUCCUUUGACAAUGUCCUUUGCAUAAGUGCAUUUGGGAUCUGCUUAGGAAUAGCAUUUGGUAACCUCAUAUUCAGUAUAUUCCGAGGACCGAUAGAGUUGGCUCUGGAAAUAAUUCUUGGAUGCCUUGCUGGUUUAAUUUGCUGGUAUUUUCCUAAUGAGGAUAAGACUAACUUGGCUCAAAACAGAGUAGUGAUCCUGCUGUCACUUUCACUGUUAUCAGUAUUUGGAAGUAAUGUGGCAAAGUUCUCUGGUGCUGGGGCUCUUGGGGUCCUAACCAUGUCAACUGUUGCUGCUUAUGGCUGGACACAGCAGGGGAAGGUCCCUGUAGCCCUGGUGAUGUCUCUAGUGUGGCAAGUGUUUGAACCACCACUGUUUGGCCUUGUGGGGGCUGAAGUCAGUGUAGAGUACAUGUACAGUAAGGUUGUUGGAACGGGUAUUGCAAGUUUGGUUGUUAGUCUGGUUAUAUGGCUCUGCGCCACUUCUCUUGGCUUGCUUGGUAAUGACCUCAGUUUGAAGGAGAGACUGUUUAUUGCCAUAGCAUGGUCACCAAAAGCUACGGUUCAGGCUGCUAUUGGUUCUGUUUCGCUGGACUUAGCUCGACAGAAGGGCUUCUCAGGGCAAAUUGAAGAGGAGUUUGGAAUACAGAUUUUGACCAUUGCUGUUCUGGUUAUCCUCAUCACCUCACCCAUCGGCGCCAUUGGAAUCGUUUUGGAAAGGCCGCGAAUGUUAGAGCACAGUCUCCCUCAAGAAGUUGAGGUCGAUGGUGUUCUACAUACGAAAUCUUCCGGAUCCCAAGAAAGGAGGGAAAGUCGAUGUAUAGAAUGCACCGUGUAA
Pocillopora verrucosa is the source of this 1188-nucleotide messenger RNA. NCBI's taxonomy places the organism in Eukaryota, Metazoa, Cnidaria, Anthozoa, Scleractinia, Pocilloporidae. The record is from RefSeq and is a predicted model, not a curated record.